Molecule: messenger RNA, 2015 nt
Organism: Mesocestoides corti
Lineage: Eukaryota; Metazoa; Platyhelminthes; Cestoda; Cyclophyllidea; Mesocestoididae
Source: the annotation of a GenBank genome assembly
AUGGGUGACCAAUCUUUGUUUCCAGUCUAUACUCCCACCCCGAUACGACUGUUGAAUGGAACUCAGCGGCGAAAAAAGGCGUCAAGAUCCCCUGAAAUAGCGUACACCCCGACUCCCAUAAAUGAGCUUUACCGUUACGCACCUGACAGCUUCCAGGGGAUGUACUCCCCGGCUCCCUCAUCUUGGGCUUCGUCAGAGGUUCCAGCCUAUUCCCCGGUAGUCCCCACGCAAACUCCUGUUACCCCAAACCAAGGCUACGAUUUCUCCCUCCCUUCUAUUUCAUAUCUACCUCCAUUAGUGGAAGAGAAAGACGUAUUCGCAAAGCCUGCGUCCCCGUUGAAAACAAAAAAGCCAAGUACAAAUAUCGAGGAUGCGGAUAAUUGCCCGGACUCUGAGGAAAAACGCAAGAAGAUUCUUUCGCUUUACUCCGACUUGUAUGAAAAUGCAGAAGCGGCUCCAUCGAAACCUACAAAAAUCACAAUUUCUGCCCCCCGCCGCACAACUCUACCAAUCCCUACACCGCCACCCAAAGACGCAGAACAAAGCUCGCCCAAUGAACCGAAAAACUUGCCUCAAAGUCGGCCCAAACAACCCCUCCGACCCAGCGGCAAAAUCCCCAUGCCCAUACGCAUUCGUUACCUUGAUCAGUUUGUUGAAGCAUGCAUUCGGAUAUCCCCGUCUAAUCCAGAGGCUUACAGUUUGGCUCUGAAAGAGGAACAAGCUUGUCAUGACAGAGCCCAAAAUCGUCUUGCCUACCUAAACUCUGUGAUAAAUACCCUGAAAAUGCUCAAAUCCCAGCCAGCCUAUGUUGCUAAACCGGCUCCAUCGUCUGCGACUGCAUCAGACGAAGGUGGUAGCGAACCGCAGUCGGCUCAAACGUCUUCCGAAGAAGAUCUAGACGAACUCGUUAGAGGUCCAUCGUUCUAUCACGCGUUGGAGGCGUUCUUGCUAAGCGAGGAAGAACUCGUGUCCAAUGGAUUCCCUCGACUCGACACCAGUGAAAACGCCCCGCGCGGUAAAGCUGUUAUUCGAGUACCCGACAAUAAAAAAGCCAGUGUAGAAGCCUACACAGCCAAUAAACGCGUCUGCUGUCGGUGUGGUCAGGUGUACGAAGUUAACAAGUUUGGCGAGGUCACGGUCAAAAGAGAGUGUGUUUAUCACUGGGGCAAGCCUGUGGGAAGAAGAGUUCCCGGAUCGGGCUUCGAUUUGCGCUACACCUGCUGUCAGGCAGAGAGUGGUGCUGAAGGCUGUGAGGUUGCCAGCGCGGGCCACGUGCACAGUGCUAACAAGUGGUGCGACCUUGAGGGCUACAUCUCCUCCCUGCCACCUGCGAUCCCACCCUCCACCACCUCCCCAGGCGACAGACCGGUGAAUGUGUACGCCGUCGACUGCGAGAUGGUCUACACAACUGGAGGGUGUGAGUUAGGUCGCGUUACUGUGGUUGACACCAAUUUGAAUGUCGUGCUGGACAAGAUUGUGCGUCCCCUGAACCCAAUCGUCGACGCCAACACACGUUUCUCCGGUCUGACUCUCGACCAACUCGCCGCGUCCACCACCCAGAUCAUGGAUGUGCAGAUGGAGUUGUUGCAUUUGUGGGACGAGGACACCAUCUUAAUCGGACACAGCUUAGAAAGCGAUCUCAUGGCUCUGAAGUUUAUCCACAGCAAAGUCGUUGACACGUCGGUGGUUUUCCCGCACAGAAGAGGACCGCCCUACAAACGAGCUCUGAAGACAAUUGUCGGCGACUAUCUGGAUCUCCUCAUCCAAGACGAUGAAGCCGGUCACGACAGCAAAGAGGACGCCAUCGCCUGCAUGCUGGUCAUGCAGAAGAAAGUGAAGGCGCAUCUUCAGAGGAAGAAGAUUCGCAAAAUUCAAUAAACAGAACCCCCUACCCCCUCCCCCCACUCUCUCUCUCUCAGCCCGCGAUAACUGAUACUCGGCCUGUAUAUGACCCUUCUGAAGUCGUCUUUUUUCUGUGCUCUGCCGGUGAAUAGCAAGCAAUGUAGUCCUGCUUU